CUGCAGGCACAAAUGAGUAUUAAGUAUUGUGAGAUGGACAUCACUGCCGGGAGUCUCCGCCCACCAGGGAGAAAUAACACAGGUCAUGUCACUGUGCAGAUGAGUGGAUCACUGUCGUGGGAUGAAGACUGGGACCCUCUGUAUAUAGAAAGUUUGGAUGACAGGAUGAGUUUAGAUCAGGGGAGUUAGUAAGAUUAAUACUAAAUCUGAAUUUAUGCAUGGUCUUUUGGCAUGUCAUGUAAUGUGCAGGCGUUUAUGACGUCACCCACACGUGAACCUCAUGAUCCUAAAUCCUCAAGAUAUUUAAGGGAUUUCUUUUUUUGCCUUUUUGUUUUUGACACUCUACAACAAUGGUUUUGACUGAACCUCUGAAACAACAGUGUGUGGAGAGAGGACUCAACACUGAUGGCUUGAAUAUGUUUUCAACGGUCAAGCAAAUGAUCUUCUUUACUGGGACCUCUCUGCUUCUGUGGACUGUUCUUUAGGAAAGCCAUCUACAGACGGUUUGCACCAUGCCUUAUCAUGACGAUGAGUACCCAGGUCAGCCUCUGUGGCAGUCGGUGCUGCUCUUCUGCUGUAAGGGGAUGAUAGAGGGCAUCAUGGUCAUACUCUUCCUCUGGCUUCUGGUGCAAGUCCUGUUUACCAAACAAUUAGAAGUUCACCUUCAAGUUCUUCUCUUGGUCGGACUGAUCGUCUUUUGCCUCUCCUUGAUUCUGGGAUGUGUUCUGUGCUGGAGGGAAAGUCACAUCUGCUCUGGGAAAGACAAAGAUCCUGUGACGUCAGCACCUGCUGCCCCUGCUGAGCCUGUGACCUUAACCCAGAGCUCACCUCCCUUGACAUCGACGAUAGCAUUCAGGCAGCAAUAUGAAGACCUGGAUGGAGAUAUGCUGGAGUUUAACUCCACAUUCACAAGCUCUGCCCCUUCAGAGGACAAAUUUACCUCUGGGUCAUUUUCUAAUGGAGCUCGAACUGCCUCUGAACGGAAGGAGCCGCCAAAGUCUUAUUUUUCCUUGCGUCGUCUCAGCACACCACCGCUGACGUCACCCCUUUAUAAACCCAUUGAUCCGAGCCACACUUCCUUGUCUUCAUUUCCCAAACUGGGACUGUUGUCCAAGACAUGCAAAGCUCUGCAGAGACGCUGUACCAUUACUGGGGAUACACUAUCUUGUAAUGAACACAGCAGGCUCACCAGCCCCAGUUCCAUCUCUCCUUCUAUGCCUGAAGAACCAAUCCCUCUAGUUCCACUGAGCUAUGGCUCCAGUGUGAGCUGCAAACAGCCAGUAUCACCAAAACCCUGUCUCCAUUUCACUAUGGCCUUCUCCCCAGAGCAACACACCCUGGCAGUCACUGUCCUUGGCCUCACUGGGACGCCUCACAAACUGGAGGACGUGUCUGUGCUGGGCAGCCUUCCGCCUCUGUAUCCCUGUCCCAUACAAGCGUCUACUCGGAGCAGCUUCAACGUGCUGCUGCUUCUGACGGUGAACUCCGUGAGCGAGCUUCAGAGGUGCACUUUCAGAGUAGUUGUGUACACUCGGGAAUCACACGGCCUCAGAAGCACCGCACUGGGUGAACUGGAGGUGGGAUGUGGUGGACAGGACUGGAGAGCAGAACAUCCAUUUCACUUCACAAAAGAACUCAACCCAAACAAGUGGACACUAAAACAGGAUGCAGUGACACAUCAGGGGCUUAGCUGUCCUCCACAGAUCUUCAUUUCGCUUCAGUAUCAGACGCCAACCCAUCGGAUCAAAACCUCAGUCCUCAGAGCAGAUAAUCUAGACAAAGUCAUCCACACGUCGGCAGCACCAGAUUACCAGGUGGUGGUCAAUCUGCAUCAUGAGAGAACUGUGAUCAGCAGCAGAGAAACUGAGCGAGGUCCCUCUGCAUUGUGGAACACUUCAUUCCUCUUUGACCUUCCACCAGGAGACGUCAGUCAGCUCCCCCUCAUGCUCGAGUACAUAAUCAUGCAGAAUCAAGCCCAUUCAGACGGUAAAGUCCUCUGCCGAGUCCUCAUCGGUGCCAAGGCUGCAGACGCAGGCCGUGCUCACUGGAGAGACAUGUGCAGCUUUCAGAUGGAGCAGACUCGCUGGCACAGUGUCCAACCUGAACUUCUGUAA
Molecule: messenger RNA, 2114 nt
Organism: Solea solea (common sole)
Lineage: Eukaryota; Metazoa; Chordata; Actinopteri; Pleuronectiformes; Soleidae
Gene: syt18b
Product: synaptotagmin XVIIIb
Exons: 5
Coding region: 513-2114 (533 amino acids)
Biological process (GO): regulation of dopamine secretion; cellular response to calcium ion; calcium-ion regulated exocytosis
Cellular component (GO): axon; synapse
Molecular function (GO): phosphatidylserine binding; calcium ion binding; clathrin binding
Source: RefSeq, a predicted model, not a curated record